GCUAGUUAGUGAAAAAUAUGAGUAUUUUGGUAAUAAAAUGAGUGAUUACUUGCAGAGGUAUACCGAUCGAUUCUUUCAUUUCUGUAUACGAGGCUAAGAUAUUAAUGUCGUUAUAUUAAAUACUAUAUUAAUUCAUGUGUUUCAGGUUGCGGACCUCAUCACACAUUAGACCAACUAAUGUGAUGCAUACAGGUUGGCGACCACUGAGUUGGAGGAUUUAAAUUAUCAAUCACAAACUCUGCAACAUUAGAAUUUAAAUUUUGGGUGAGAAGGCGAUGCCUAAUCGAGACUUAAAUCCUAUCUUCUCGAGUCUUAAAAUUCCAUUUACAAAAGUUUUUAUAAGUGAAUACAAGUUAAAAAUUACAUGGAUUUAGGAGAAUUUAUUUUGGAAUGGAUACAUAUACAACUAAAAAACCCGGUAUGUGGUGGGUUACACCUCAGUUAUGAGUGGAGACCCGUGUUCUUUCUCCUACAUGGACCCUGACUUCCAUUACAUAAUUCAACACCAAACUAUUAUUUAACUGAUACACAAACUCAACUGUGAUGCAAAAUCUACUUAGACAUAUAACAUCUACAAAUUAACAACUGACAGGAGUUAGUGGCACACUGGCAAGCAUUUGCUUGUACAAAGACAGUACCUGAGGGAGAGGAAACGGAGGCAGUGUGUUCCUGAGAUCAAUACACACUUACUAUGUCAGACGAUGCACCACAACCCCAGCCCAGUUUCUACACUUCCCUCUCUCGUUCCUUCGCCAGAGUCACUCUCUUCAUAGACGAUCACCUUAGGAUUGUACAGUAUGGUAUCUACUGUUGUGCUGCCACAGGAGUACUUCUGGUGCUACAUAGCGCUCGUGCGUUCACGAAGUUUACACGCAUUCAGGACAUCCCGGAAGAAUUUAUACGGAAGCACGUGCGACUCCACGGUCACGUUAAGUGGGUGGGCACCACACCACCAACAACAUCUUCCACUUCCCUGGCAGCACUGCCACUAAAUGGUGCUGCUUCAUCCAGCAGCGUCAGCCACGCUAAACUCUCCCCCACAGAAAAUGGAUCCAUAACUUCCCCGUUUUCUACCAAAGAUAACAUGACAAGAGAGAACUUGCUCGUGGGUGCAGCGCAAACUAAAGAAAAUCAAGAUGGGGCGCUGCGCCCAUGGAAAGACAACAAUGAUUCUAGAAUAUUAUGUGACGAGGAUUUUCUUCCACUUUUUCUUCAGGUGGAACACACUCCAGUCAUUGCUCUUUGGCACAAGAAAAGUAAUCAGCCGCUGAAUCUACAACUGGCAGAUGUGGAGGUGACAGGAUCAGGAGUGAUGAGUGCACAAGCCCAACUAGUUGGACAGAGAGCCUGGUUCACCCUCCUCGCCCAUAACACCCACAACCAUACACUCCUCUCUCUAAUCAAACCAGCCAAGGUAUUCGAGAGGAGUGUAAACGAACAACUGGUGCGCAGUGGGUUGGCAUUAACAGGGCCCAUGGAACUCAAGCUAUACAAUGACCCAUUCUAUGUUAAACACUAUAAAAGGCUCCUUCGAGCUCAGGAGUAUGCAGAGAGGAGACAGUUGGGUAUAUGGAAACAGCCCAGAAAACACAAGGGGAUCCUGGCCAACAUGUGGGGGUGGCUGCGUGCAUUAUCCUUUCGUAGUAAACAGUGAAACAGUGAAACUAUGAAAGCCUAUAUUCAGGCUUGUCUUCAUUCGGUAUGUAUGAUGUGUAACACUGUGUUCAUUUCCAUUGGCACUUAUUCACUUAGGACUCACUUUUAUCGAAAAUGUUUUGGCCCUUGGACUUUGAUCACUUCUGAUACAUAAGGAGGGGCUAUAUAUAGGGGCAAGAUAAAUAAAAUAAAUAAUUCAUGUUAGGUGCUAAACCCAUUUAGAUCAUUCAGUGCAAGACAUGGUGGAAGUUCAAUCCUCUGUCUGUUGAGGGCAAGAUGCUCUUCCUGUUUGUACCCACAGGAGAGAGUAGUAGUAGUAGUGUGGUGAUGGUGGCAUUAUUAAUAGUAACUGAUAGCAGUAGUUAGAUGGGCACCUGAAGUAGAGAAGGGUUUAUCUUUUGGCUAUUUCAGUUUUUUCUAAUAUCAUAUUGGCCAAUGUGGAAAUAUAACUGUCAGUUUUUUAAAAGAAUGAUGGUGCUAAAGGUGACGAUGAAUGAAGCUUCAAGGCACCUUUGUUGCCUUAAAUCUGUUACCAAUAAAUCUUGACAAUACAGAUAUAUUCCUUGGUGUUUUGUUGUAUCAUACAAUUGUUGUUUCUUUCAUCUCUGCUGCAGGCUUUAUGUUCAUAAAUUCUCUCCAGUUUCCCACACAUAAAUAUUGUCACACUUCCCAAAGGGAGUAUAGUUUACCAACGCUCUUAUAUGGGUGUGAAGCGUGGGUGAUGAAUGUUGCAGCGAGGAGAAGGCUGGAGGCAGUGGAGAUGUCAUGUCUGAGGGCAAUGUGUGGUGUGAAUAUAAUGCAGAGAAUUCGUAGUUUGGAAGUUAGGAGGAGGUGCGGGAUUACCAAAACUGUUGUCCAGAGGGCUGAGGAAGGGUUGUUGAGGUGGUUCGGACAUGUAGAGAGAAUGGAGCGAAACAGAAUGACUUCAAGAGUGUAUCAGUCUGUAGUGGAAGGAAGGCGGGGUAGGGGUCGGCCUAGGAAGGGUUGGAGGGAGGGGGUAAAGGAGGUUUUGUGUGCGAGGGGCUUGGACUUCCAGCAGGCAUGCGUGAGCGUGUUUGAUAGGAGUGAAUGGAGACAAAUGGUUUUUAAUACUUGACGUGCUGUUGGAGUGUGAGCAAAGUAACAUUUAUGAAGGGAUUCAGGGAAACCGGCAGGCCGGACUUGAGUCCUGGAGAUGGGAAGUACAGUGCCUGCACUCUGAAGGAGGGGUGUUAAUGUUGCAGUUUAAAAACUGUAGUGUAAAGCACCCUUCUGGCAAGACAGUGAUGGAGUGAAUGAUGGUGAAAGUUUUUCUUUUUCGGGCCACCCUGCCUUGGUGGGAAUCGGCCAGUGUGAUAAUAAAAAAAAUAAAAAAAUAAUUCCCAAAGGAUUGUGUAUACCAAUAUUUCCUUAAAGGAAACAUUAAACAGAGACUUUUUCUGGGUGAAGUCACCAAUUGAAGUGGUGGAAGUAAUGGCGAUCUGGCUGUUACUUUUGGCAAGAACUCGUGGUAUGUGUACCAACAUUACUGCAAAGUAACACCAGAUAUUUUUUGGUUAUCUUUGACAGUUGGUGGAUUGUGUAGACAGGUUUGUACUCUAUCUGCAGUCCUAGAUAAAAUGAGAAGGGAAGUGAAGAUGAGUAAAUCUCUAUCGAAUAUAGGUGCAUUCUUCUUCCAAGAACUUAGGGCUAGAGAUAUAUAGAGCUCUCAGGUAGGCCUAUGAUCAUUGUUUUUAUUGCAAGAAUUGUAGUGCUCCUCUUAUACUCAUGUAUUUGAGGUGAUGAAAGUCCAAGGACCAAAAUGCCUUCAAUAAAAGUGUUCUAAAGUGAAUACUACAUUCGCAUCCAUUGCCCCUGAAGUUGUUGGCAAUUGCUUGCUGUCUUACUAUAUAGAGUGCCAAAUAUUUAAGCAAAUGGGAUAAGCCUCAGACAUUUUAGCUGUGCUUUAAUUUGUUUCCUAUUACUACUGUAUUUGUAUGAGCUUCAAUGAGCAAAUUGCAAAAAUCAAUCUGCUGCUGUAUAUCAAGUAGUGUAUGUAGUAAAUAUUGCAUAUUGAUGGGAAGCUCUUAAGCCCACAGGGGGGUCAUACAGCAUCUGGGAAAUAGGAGUCUGAUCUGAUUCAAGGAAAUGAUGAGUAACUCCAAGUCCUUAGACAAAGAGCCUUUUAACAAGAAGUUACUCUUCUUGAAUGAUUUGUACAGAAAUGCUUUUUAUAUUGCUUAUAUUCCUGUAUAUAUUUAUUCAUUAGUUAUAACCCUGCUUAUGUCCAUGUACUGUAAACUACAGCCUCUCCUCACUUAGUGAUGUACUCGUUUACUGCCGAUUCAGACUUACAAUGGGCUUUCUGACUAGUAUGCAUACCUAAAUGUAUAUUAGAGCUGAUUUCCUCUUUUCUGUUUAUUACAGUAUACAGUACAUUACUGUAUAAACAUUUAAAAAUAUGCUAGAAAUGUUAUAAAUGAUGCAAAGAUGACAUUAAAAUAAUAUCAAAGAUGGUUGACACAAACCCACUACCAUUAUAGUAAGCUCCUUGCUUAGUGAUGCAUUUGUUUACCGACAUGGCCUCAGGAAUGGAAUUCCGUCGUUAAGUGAGGAGACGCUGUACUCUAGUAACUUUUUUGACGAACUCGUCCACAUUUUCCAAUUGCCGGACUUUUUUUUUCACACACUGGCUGUCUCCCACAGUACCACUUUCUAGAUUACCCAAUUCCCAGUGUAACAUCAUAGAGGAAAUAUUGUAGGGUUCUCCCAAGCCUUGUCUGUAGUAUUUUGUUUGCUUAUAAUGUGAAUAAGGCAGGUUCCUCGAUGCUGAUGAAGGGCUCUUAAUCUGAGGAAUUAGAAUAGUCUUCCACUUCCUUGGAUCAAGCCAGAUUGCCUCUCAAUCCCAAGCAGCUGUACAACUCUUAAGAGUUUAGUGCUUCCCCUAACUAUAAUAUUUAGUCAGAUCAUAUAGGAGCAAUGGAGAAAUUUUUCUGUAAUUACUUUUACUAUAUGUAAUCUGAUUUUCUUUCAUGUCCUUGGGCUCUUGAUCCAAAUACAAUAUUUUACUGGAUUUCAUACCCUAAAUCUACCAAAGAAAGGUGCAUAAAACUGCCAUAUUACAUUUGUUAUAACAUGAAAAAAGUAGUGUAAAUAAA
This is a messenger RNA of Cherax quadricarinatus, 4772 nucleotides long. Its product is annotated as protein C3orf33. The record is from RefSeq and is a predicted model, not a curated record. NCBI's taxonomy places the organism in Eukaryota, Metazoa, Arthropoda, Malacostraca, Decapoda, Parastacidae.